Messenger RNA from Staurois parvus, 609 nucleotides. The record is from the annotation of a GenBank genome assembly. Lineage: Eukaryota; Metazoa; Chordata; Amphibia; Anura; Ranidae.
CGCGUCAUCUGGCAAGGCAGUGGGCACCGAGUCACCAGGCACGACAGUGGGCUCCGAGUCAACUGGCAUGACUGCGGGCACUGGGUCAGACAUUGGAUCGUCUGGCCCGACAGCGGGCAUCGGGUCACCAGGCAUGACAGCGGGCACUGGGUCAUCAGGCAUGGGAUUGUCUGGCUCGACAGCGGGCAUCGGGUCACCAGGUAUGACAGCGGGCACUGGGUCACCAGGCAUCAGGUCAUUUGGCUCGCCAGCGGGCACCGCGUCAUCUGGCAAGGCAGUGGGCACCGAGUCACCAGGCACGACAGUGGGCUCCGAGUCAACUGGCAUGACUGCGGGCACUGGGUCAGACAUUGGAUCGUCUGGCCCGACAGCGGGCAUCGGGUCACCAGGCAUGACAGCAGGCACUGGGUCAUCAGGCAUUGGAUCGUCUGGCUCGACAGCGGGCAUCGGGUCACCAGGCAUGACAGUGGGUACUGGGUCAUCAGGUACCGGAUCGUCUGGAUCGACAGCGGGCAUCGAGUCAACUGGCCUAAUGGAAUCAUCAGGCUGGAUCAGCUGGGUAGAGGCAUCAGGCUGAAUUGUGGGCGCCGAGGCACCAGGCUGCACCAC